UGGUGCCGGCAUCUCAGUCUGGAUUCGCUGUCAGUACGACGAAUUGCACGGUUUACAAGCAAAGGGUGAAUCCGUUGAAGACAAACCACCGGUCCCCAACAGAAGACACUUUAUGUGACCGUGGACCAUUUCCGCGCGGUUUUAUCGGGUGGUUGGUUGCAUUUGUGCGCGACGUAACAUUCCAGCAAGUCCGAGCUAUCAUCCGUUACACUGAAAAGGUCGAGGAUUCAGCAAGCUUGAAAAAAAUCAUAGAAGCGAGAAGAAAAUGGCGCCAAACAUCACGAAUGGCCCGACGGGAGUAUUGUUCGAAGGGGAACAGAACGAAGUUGGUGAUCAGUCGAAAACGAAGUAUAAGCGACAGAUCGUCUGGAGAAAUGUCAUAAUCUUCUCGUUCCUCCAUCUUGGGGCGCUUUAUGGCGUGUACCUCUCCUUGACUGCCGCUAAGUGGAUGACACUAUUUUUCGCUUUCAGCCUGUACCUAGGGAGUGGCUUGGGAAUCACAGCCGGUGCUCACAGAUUAUGGGCGCACAGAGCAUACAAAGCAAAAUGGCCGAUGGAACUUUUUUUGGUGAUCAUGAACACGAUAGCAUUCCAAGAUGCGGCGGUCGACUGGGCCAGGGAUCACAGACUUCACCAUAAAUACAGCGAAACGAACGCAGACCCCCACAACGCGACAAGAGGAUUCUUCUUCGCGCACGUUGGUUGGCUGCUCGUCAGGAAACACCCAGACAUCAAAACUAAGGGAAAGGGAAUUGAUAUGGACGAUCUGAGGAACAACCCUAUCCUAGCGUUCCAAAAGAAGUACUACGUUUAUCUGAUGCCGUUAAUGUGUUUCGUUGUACCGACUGUCAUACCUGUUGUCCUAUGGGAGGAAACAUGGAUGAAUGCCUACUUCAUACCUACGAUCCUGCGUUACGUCUUCACGCUGAAUGCCACGUGGCUGGUCAACUCCGCUGCCCAUCUCAUAGGCAACAAACCAUACGAUAGGUUUAUCAAUCCCUCUGAGAACAAAGCAGUGGCUCUAACAGCGUUCGGCGAAGGCUGGCACAACUAUCACCACGUGUUCCCCUGGGACUACAAAACUGCCGAAUUGGGCGACUACAAAUUCAACCUGACGACAGCUUUCAUUGACUUAUGCGCGAAGCUUGGCCUGGCGUAUGAUCUGAAACUAGUUCCGAGAGAUAUGGUGCAGAAACGAGUGGAACGAACGGGCGACGGUAGUCACGAACUCUGGGGCUGGGGCGACAAGGAUCAGACGCAGGCUGACAGGGACCAGACGAUAGUGACGCAUACUCUUCAAAAAAAUUACUAGAUCCGAUCCGCUAGCUGGCCGAUCGUUGUCGCGUUAAACGACCGGCCGCUAGCUCUUUGUACAGUUAUUAGGACGGGGCCGGGUUGAGCUAUCCGAGAAACUAAUCGGAACAGUUCGGAAUAUCAUGUAAUCUUUUUAGUUACGCGGUUGCGGGAAUGCCAGUUUGAUUUUCUGCGAAACCGAUCGAACGCAAUCAUUUGAAUCAUGCACGGUGUCCAAUCGGAGUGCGAUCUGAACUUGAUAUAAAUGGUCACUGCAAAAACGAAAACUGAUAAACGAAACUGGAAUAAAAGCAAUCAGACGAACGAUCAUUGUACAGUUUGUUGUUGUCCAUAGCGUGAACAUUGAUUUCUGCUCCGAAACUAUUUAAUAAUGCAGCUGGUAUUACGAUCACGCGAUCGAUUUGAUGGAUUAUUUGGCGGGUUCUAAAUGUCCUCGGUGAUUUUCGAAGAAAGUCAGUAGCCUCGAUCGGCAGCUGAUCGUACCUUGGUUCUGCGAUUGCGUUCUAGAUCAUAACGAUGAUAUAAGGUUACGUUCAACUAUCGCGGUUUGAUUGAUUCAAAUCUCUUAGAAACGUCGAUUGAUUAUCCGACAAAUAGUUCAGUAGUUCGCCCUGCGGGUGGUGAGAUUAAGUCGAUAAUGAACUCUAUCGAAGCUCCUCGACCGUAAAAUGUUCAUCUCGUCCACCUUCUCUUUGGUUUUUCAAUCAGCGCUUAGACGCGUUUAUCGUUAGUAAUAGGCUUUAUUUAAUGUUAUUCCGUCGUUUGUUGGUCAACUUUGGGGCGACUAGGUAUGGGGCGACAGGUACUGUCAGCGCAGAACUAUUUCAAAUAGAGCACAUUGCCGAAACACGGCGAAUAUCACUUGAUUCUUUUUGGCACCGACUAGCCGUCUAAUAUUGUUAGAUUCAGCUGUAGGAUUGGCUAUGAAAUUCGAAUUCUAGUAUCGAAAAGAUCAGUGAACCAUUCGUAGACGCAAUGAAGAACAGCGGGAUGUUCAUAUUUACAAAUCUGUGGCUUUAUUUACCUUCUCUUGUUUCUGCCCCUUUCAUUACCUUCAAUCCUUCACUAUAAUGAAUAUCGCCUAAAUUCCCCGAAAGUCAAAGACCUCGAGAUGCAUGUGAACUACUCCUCGUACAAGCUCUUUUAGUUAACGGCUUUGCAUUCUGAAUAUCCGAUUCGUAGAACUGAUUGGUCGAUUUUAUAUUUGCUCGUUUGUCGAACUUUUCUUCCAAAAUUGUAUGCGGUGUAGAUUGUGGAACGAGGAGUAGUUUAUCUUGCGAUAUAGCACAGUUACUACACGCGUUGCAUCGACUUGCAAACGUGAACAAGCUUAUGAAAAGCUUAUCAGGUACCUGAAUGCAAAAAAAACAAGACGAUAUUUCACGCUUCCUAGAAUUAAAGGCGAUCAUUACGCAUCCUUAACUAUAUCUAUCGGUUUGGGACUAGCACGAUUAAGCGAAGAUAGCUGCACUUCGGGUGGCAAUUUGUGAACAAAUUUAACCGAGUAGCCGGAGAUCGAACCAGUUAGAAGUUGACGCGAUGAACAGUUUGGUUACUCCAAGCGGAGAAACGUUCGUAAUUGCGAUUUAUGUAUGCGAUUUGUACGAUUCUUUGCAAGAUAUCAUACUGCAAUACAAUAAAUUAAGAGAAACAAAAACCCGAUUCUAUACAACUCCGCAAAAUUAAUUGAAAAGCUCUUCGAUCGUCGCAAUGUCCUAAUCGAAUCUACCCACAGAGAGUAGAAUGAUUUUUAAUGAAUACUCGAACGGAAUGAAAGUAUAUUUUAGUAGACACUUUUGACCAGUCCCUACUCUGCCCUUGAAAUAGUAACGUCAAAAAGAGAAAAUUAUAAAUACAACGAUUUUCGUUGAAAGGGUCGUGUGCUCAGAAGUACCAUAACAAAUAAAACUUUAUUUUUGAAGAAGAAGAAAAUGCUCAGAAGUUUACUAAGAAAUUUCCAUGUCUCUUUAUGGGUCCCCGUCCUAACUUUCACAAUGUAAGAAUAACAAAAGUAAUAUUUUCAAAUAUUUUGGUAACAGAUUUUCAAGGUACAUACCUCCGUCCUAUCUCAACAGCAAGAAUGAAACUGUUUUAUUCGAAUCAAAUCGCAUCGGCUGAAUUACUUUCGUUUUCAAAGGCGUCUGAAAUUGUUUAGAACUGUUAAUUUGUGCGAUCUUGCAUUCUCACCCUUCCAUGACAAUAGUUUUUCUUUCUCUUACCCUCUGUUCCUUGGUCUCCUAAGUUGUAUGAGUGCAGACUACAUAAAACGUGUGUGCUUUCCGUAUUAUAGUUUGAAGGAAUGAUUAACGCGCCGGAAAUGCGGGGCGUUUUCGGUCUUUUCACGGCGGUUCGCGGCGCACAAUGGCGACACAUCGGCGUUGAAAAGUGUAAUUUCGUGUUAUAAUCGGUUGUAGUUCCAGUGUCACAAUGAGACCACACCGUACUUCAUAACUUCGAACUGCGUUAGACGCGUCCGUAGAGUUUUUCGAUUAGUGAUACACACGUACACAGAAAUUGCACACACGGGCAACCACCUUUUUCUAAGAAAAAUUCUAUAUGUGUCUGUUCACAAGGUAAACAGUGCGGAUAUCGAAAAACUAUCGCGAUUAGAUCUAAGGAUUAAUCUUAUCUUUGAAAGAAAAGUGCGCUGUUACCAGGAUAAAGAAAAAAAAUAUAUUUUGUUUUGUUACAAGACCGGACUUGCGGUGGUUUGGUCCUCUUCCCAUUGCGACAGAAUUUUGAAUUGAUUUUUAAGUAAUGCGGAAGAAAUAAUUUUUUUCUCAUUUGUUUUGCUCUUUCAUUUGAAAACAAUUGUAAUUUAGAUGUGUGCAUAAGUCUGCUCACGUUUGGUCCUUUUAGCUUCAAUAAAAGCAUACAUGGUAUGAAAUAAAGAGUUUAGUCGUA
Megalopta genalis is the source of this 4218-nucleotide messenger RNA. Its product is annotated as acyl-CoA Delta-9 desaturase. The record is from RefSeq and is a predicted model, not a curated record. Gene Ontology annotation, cellular component: endoplasmic reticulum membrane. Gene Ontology annotation, molecular function: iron ion binding; stearoyl-CoA 9-desaturase activity. Gene Ontology annotation, biological process: unsaturated fatty acid biosynthetic process. Lineage: Eukaryota; Metazoa; Arthropoda; Insecta; Hymenoptera; Halictidae.